Messenger RNA from Epinephelus lanceolatus (giant grouper), 4546 nucleotides. RefSeq names its product transient receptor potential cation channel, subfamily V, member 4 (gene trpv4). NCBI's taxonomy places the organism in Eukaryota, Metazoa, Chordata, Actinopteri, Perciformes, Serranidae. Gene Ontology annotation, cellular component: plasma membrane; cilium. Gene Ontology annotation, biological process: osmosensory signaling pathway; calcium ion import across plasma membrane; actin filament organization. The record is from RefSeq and is a predicted model, not a curated record. Gene Ontology annotation, molecular function: calcium channel activity; protein binding.
UUACCGGCGGUCGGACGCACGGAUGAGAGGCGAACUGUGAUUUAGUCAAAGCAGUUAGUGUGAAGUGGCAGGAAUCACAUUAAACCCGAGGAGGCAGCAGAGCAGCGCUCAACAGGAGAAAUUAAAGUUUCAAACCAUGGAAAAACUGCUGCGGAAAAGUUUAGAGGAAGAAAGAAGAAACACAAAAUAAGAUCAACCGAUUGGAACAAGGACGCCCACAUGCUUCAGCAUCAUUUCCAGUUUUCCCUGAAGAGGAAUUUGGCACACCAUUGUGAUAAAAGGGAUGAAUGAGGGCCGUUCUGCUCUCCUCAGAAGGUGCCACCUUGCCUUGUCCAAGGCCGACACCCUCAGCUCUGUUCCUGCCAGCGAUGCUCUCUCUGCGGACGCAGGCGAUGGCGGGGCCGCUCAGCCUGAGAGUGAUGCAGCGUUCAACCUGUCAGAGUUCUCCCACCUGUUUGAGAACGAGGACAACUCCCCAUCAACUCAGGACACGAGUCAGGAUUCAGUCGUGGAGCUGGUUCAGCCUGGUCAGCCCGCAGAUGGCAGACAGAACCUGCGGAUGAAGUUCCAGGGUGCUUUUAAGAAGGGCAUUUCCACCCCAAUGGACCUACUGGAAUCCACCAUAUACGAGUCAAAUGUGGUUCAAGGCCCCAAAAAAGCACCCAUGGACUCACUCUUUGACUAUGGUACCUACAGGAACACCAGCAACCAGAAACGACGCAGGAAGAAGCUCCCAAGAGGUAAAACCGAGACGUCCUGUGACGACGGUCAAAGUUCGGACCCGCCAAAAGUAAUGAAAAUAUUCAACCGCUCUCUCCUCUUCGACUGCGUGUCACGUGCAGACCCCGAGGCCCUCGAUGGCCUGUUGGAGUACCUGCAAACUCAUGAAAAGAGGUUAACUGACGAGGAGUUCAGAGAGCCGUCCACAGGGAAGACAUGUCUGCCUAAAGCCCUGUUGAACCUUUACGGUGGGCAGAACGACACCAUCCCACUGCUGGUGGACAUAGCAGAGAAGACUGGAAACCUCAGAGAGUUCAUAAAUACACCCUUCAGGGAUGUCUACUACAGAGGCCAGACGGCGCUCCACAUUGCUAUAGAGCGCCGGUGUAAGCAGUAUGUGGAGCUGCUGGUGGAGCAGGGAGCUGAUGUUCAAGCCCAAGCCAGGGGACGCUUCUUCCAGCCCAGAGACGAAGGGGGCUACUUCUACUUUGGUGAGCUGCCUCUCUCACUGGCCGCAUGCACUAACCAGCCUGACAUAGUGCGCUACCUGACUGAGAAUCCACACAAGAAGGCCGACCUGCGGCGCCAGGACUCACGUGGAAACACGGUGCUGCACGCCCUAGUGCACAUCGCAGACAACACCAAGGACAACACACGUUUCCUCACAAAGAUGUACGACCUGCUGCUAAUCAAGAGCGUCAAGCUCUACCCAGACUGCAGCCUGGAGACAGUGCUCAACAACGAUGGCAUGUCACCCCUCAUGAUGGCCGCCAAGCUGGGAAAGAUCGGGGUUUUUCAGCACAUUAUUCGACGGGAGAUCAAAGAUGAGGAAGCUCGUCAUCUAUCACGUAAGUUUAAGGACUGGGCGUAUGGGCCAGUGUACUCCUCCCUCUAUGAUCUGUCUUCACUGGAUACUUGUGGAGAGGAACCGUCUGUGCUUGAAAUCCUGGUCUACAACAGCCGCAAUGAGAACCGCCAUGAGAUGCUGGCAGUGGAGCCCAUCAAUGAGCUGUUGAGGGCCAAAUGGCAGAAGUUUGCUGCCGUCACCUUUUACAUCAGUGUGGUUUCCUACCUCAUCACCAUGAUCAUCUUCACCCUGGUCGCUUAUUACCACCCAACACAGGGAACGCCUCCGUACCCUUACACAACGUCCUCUGACUACUUGCGCAUGGCAGGAGAGAUUGUCACCUUGGCAUCAGGAAUCUUCUUCUUCCUCACCAAUAUUAAGGACCUCUUCUUGAAGAAGUGCCCUGGGGUGAAGUCUUUAUUUAUUGAUGGAUCUUUUCAACUGCUGUACUUCAUCUACUCGGUACUGAUUGUAGUCACAACUGCUCUCUACCUGUCUGGCAUUAAGGCCUAUGUGUCUGUGAUGGUGUUUGCACUCGUCCUGGGCUGGAUGAACACUCUGUACUUCACCAGAGGCCUGAAGCUCACUGGCACCUACAGCAUCAUGAUACAGAAGAUUCUUUUCAAAGACCUUUUUAGAUUUCUGCUUGUGUACGUGCUCUUCAUGAUUGGAUAUGCAUCAGCCCUGGUGUCCCUGCUGACAGCGUGUCCUCCACCGGGCACAGAGUGCGACGGAGGCUGCCCCACCUACCCCGACUGCAGGGACACAGACACCUUCAGUGCUUUCCUACUUGACCUCUUUAAGCUGACCAUUGGGAUGGGAGAGCUGGACAUGAUCCACAGUGCACAGUAUCCUGCAGUCUUCCUCAUCUUGUUGGUGACCUACAUCAUUCUCACCUUUGUCCUGCUGCUGAACAUGUUAAUAGCUUUGAUGGGAGAGACAGUGGGGCAGGUGUCCAAGGAGAGCAAGAAGAUCUGGAAGCUUCAGUGGGCAACGACCAUCUUGGACAUCGAGCGCUCUUUCCCAGUCUGCCUCCGCAAGUCUUUUCGAGCUGGGGAGAUGGUGACUGUGGGGAAGAACUGGGACGGCACACCUGACCGACGCUGGUGCUUCAGGGUGGAUGAGGUGAACUGGUGCCACUGGAAUCAGAAUCUGGCAAUAAUCAAUGAAGAUCCAGGCAAGAAUGAGACCUGCCAAGCCAACGGGUUGCAGCAGAGCGUCAGAGCUUUGCGGAGAGACCGCUGGUCCACAGUGGUCCCGCGGGUGGUGGAGUUAAGUAAGGGGCCACGGCCUCGUGAUCUGGUGGUGGAGAUGGAGCCGCUUACGCCAAGACACUGACGCCUGCAGAAGACUACAGCUGUCCUUCUUAUAGGGGACUGCAGAGAGCCAUCAGCACCAGUGAGAUCACUCUGCAGGGAACGAUUUGGCCAAUAAAUGACUAAUUUGCACAGAUUUCAUGUGCCUUUUGUUCAAAGAUAGUAUAGUAAAUAUUACAGUAAGACAGUCAGUGUAAGAAGACAGACUGAGCACACAGAGACACUGGAUGUACAACGUCUUAAAGAAUCACUGAUCUGAAAAAACAUCAAAAAGAGUCAAAAACUUGACAUAAAAAAAGUAUAAAAAAUAGCUAUAAUUUGUCUUUUACUUGCCACAGAAGAAUAAAAAACUUAUUAUAAAAACGUACUGUACCUCUGCAUUUCAGACAUCAGCAGCUGAUCACUCAGGGAUUUAAGUGAGUCAAAAUAUUUCAGCAUUUCCCAUCUCAUUAUAGUGUUACAGAAAACAGAAUCAUGGGUUUUCUAAUAGCUAGCAGAAGCAUAAUUACUGUAUUAUUGCAUCAGCAGUGUAAACAAAAGCUUUGCUAGAAAUGCCAUCUACAGAUAUAAUCACAAUGGGAGAUAUUUCUUCAUCACUGCAAUAAAUAUUCAUAGGCUUACAGAGUAGAAGUUGGCUUUUAUUUGCUUGCUCUAUAUUUAAGAGGUCCCUAUAUGUAUCAUGAAGAUUAUAUUGUAUGUGCUAAUUUGAAUGUGUAUUGUUCCAGCUAUGGGGGUUCAGUAUGUAGAAACUGGAUCUAUGUAUUUUAUGAAGUGUAUUUUCCCUUUAUUUUCUAUACCAUAUUAAUCAAAUAGUUUUAAAACUAUGAAAGUCUUGGGCUGGGACCGCCGGUGCCGGCAGCGUAGCUUUCAUGUAACUGAAACAAUGCACUAUGCCAAUUUGUGAUGUGUGCAUUAUUGUAUGAACACAAAGACAUUGUUCGGAACAAGAUGGGAAUGAUGAGCAGGUUAUAGUUGUCAAGCAAAUAUGCAAAUGCAAGACAAUAGCCUUCCGUGUUAUGGUUUGUCUUUGAAUUUCCAGAGUUAUUGUUCCUUUGCAGCUGGGGUAUUUGCAUAAUCAACUCUCAGGCCUUGCCAUUAUGUGCCCCCACCCCCACCCCCCAUUUGCUGCAGUGCUUUUAUUGCAAUUGGCUCCUUGCCCUAUAGAGCAUCUUGUUGAUGCACAACUACUGUAUGUAUGUAUACAUGUAUGUGAGUUAUUGUACUACAUGACAGGGUGUGAUAAAGAGCAGAUAGGCCAUGCAAUUCAUUUUCGCUAAUUGAUUGCUGUCGAAGGUCACAGGUCAUUGUUCACAAUGUUUACAUUGCUUUUAUAAAGAGAAAUGCCUAUGCAUUUUUUUACAUUGUUUAUUGCUGCACAGAACAAUAAACACUGAAUUUAUUUUAUGAACCACACAGUACUCUGUCUUCCUAUUCCUGCAUUGGACUAUGAGAUUCUUCUUCUGAGGAUGUUUUGCAAUCAGUACUUAAAUGAUAGAUGGAUUAUUGUAUCCCUGGGCAUUUGCUAUCAGCCAGAAAUGAUUUAAUUUGAUCAAAAAGAAAAAAAAGAAAGAGCCCAUGGAAGCUCUUUGAACAGACGCAAAUCAAAUAAAUAAAUAUAGAUAAAUAAAUAAAGAAAGAAAGAUACAAAGAAAGUAAAUACUUA